Molecule: messenger RNA, 1870 nt
Organism: Vanrija pseudolonga
Lineage: Eukaryota; Fungi; Basidiomycota; Tremellomycetes; Trichosporonales; Trichosporonaceae
Exons: 3
Coding region: 18-1790 (590 amino acids)
Molecular function (GO): ATP binding; nucleic acid binding
Source: RefSeq, a predicted model, not a curated record
CACCGCAUUCCAUCACCAUGGCGAGCCGCUCACUCUUGACAAGGGCACUACGCGCCGCGCCGUCGACAAUACGCGCAUCCUUGCCGCGCGAGUUCGCGAGUGUUGCCGGGCCGAGCCGGGUCGCUGUCCUGCCCCGUCUCCGGAUCGCGUAUUACAGCGACGGCGCGCGACCAGCGAACUCGACUGGCGAGGCGGCAGCAGCUCCCGAAGCGCCUGCGCCAGCCACAGAUGCCUCCUCAUCCGACUCUGUGGCCCCAUCACCCGCACCGGAGUCUGCCUCCCCCGAGCCGUGGAUCCGCGCGGGCAUCCCACCAGCCGUGGCGAAGCGUCUCGUCGCGGCCUACCCCUCCGCUGUCGGCCCGACGCCGGCACAGCGCGGCCUCCUGCUCGCCGUGGGGAGGAACACGUCCGACGUCUACCUCCGCGACUACAUGGGCCGUGGCAAGACGUUCGCCGUCGCGCUCGCCGCGCUCUCGAUGGUAUUGGACAGCAAGCGCCAAGCGCUCAUCCUCGUCCCCUCGCCCCACCUCGCGCAGCAGGUUACCGACCUUCUCGAGGCGUUCAGCCCGCGCAAGGGGCUGUACACGCUCAUCGACCCCGAGUGGCUCAACCCCGACUGGGACGCCAAGGUCAUCGUCGCGACGCCGAGCGCGUUCCUGGCCGCCGGGGUGCCCCCAUUGCCGAACCUCACGCACAUCUUCCUCGACGAGCCGGACACGAUGCUCGGCCCGGUGCCGGGGCGGUUCGCGGACGGGCACCGGCUGGCCAAGCACCCGAUCAACGUGCACCCCCCGCCGGUGGUCGAGGUGCUCAACACGCUCCUCGGCAUCAAGGCUACCAGGCGCGGCCGCGCCCCCGCGUGGCUCGACCACUCGGACCGGCGCGAUAUCCGCACGGUCUGGACGAGCGCCACGCUCGGCUCGGACGUGCGGCGGUUCGUCUAUGGCCGCGGGUGGAUCAUGAAGGACGCCGGCGUCGUCGACUUCAACUUUACUGCUGGGGCCACGGAGCGCCAGCGCGCCGUGACCGACUCGCUUGACGCGAUCGCCGACGAGGCGGGCGUCGGCGCGAUCGUCCUCCCGCCCGUCAGCAAGCCAGAGCACUAUGCGUUCGUCGUCGACUCGCUCGGACGGCUCCAUCCCCUCGGGGAGGGCCACCACAGCGGCCCGGAGCCCGAGGCGGCGCCAGCGCCCAAGGGCAAGGGCAAGCCGAACGCGAACGCGAGCGCGAGCGGCAACCUCCACCCGCUGCUGGUUGAAGCGCUCGCGCUGCUCCACGCGACGAGCCCGCCCCCGGAGGGCACGUACGCCGUUGCGCUGCCGCCCGACGGCGCGAGCGGGCGCGAGCUGACCAAGGAGCUGCGCAAGCUCGGGGUAAGCAGCGCCGAGCUGCUCCCCGAGGUGAUUGCGGGCGGUGUGCCGGUGCCGCCGCAGGGCGACGGGGGCGCCGGCGCGCCGAUUUUGAUCUUGCCGCGGCACGCCGUGGCAGGCCUGCACCUCGCCAACCUGCACACCGUAUACCUGCUCAACGGGCUCGACAUGGCGCGGCUGAGCAAGGCGAAGCGCGGGUUCGGGGGCGCGCGCGCGCGCGACACGUUCUACGCGGUGGUUGAGGGCCGGCUGGGCCGCGCGGGCACGCACGUCCCCGAGCGCCCGCAGCGGGUUAUUUCCAUCGUCGAGGCGGGCGGCGAGGAGGAGCGCGGGCUCUCCGAGCUGUUCGAGGGCAAGCUCAAGCAGGAGCGCGAGGCCACGGGGGACUACACCAUCGCCGAGUGGGAGGGGCCGCUGUAAGCUUGAGGAGGAGCACGCACCACUUUGUCAUUGUACAACACCAUAGUCAUCACUCUGCAUUCAAGGUCGUGGAAUUAUAA